UUGACCUUUUCUAUCAUUUUUCGUAUUUGCAGGUUUUGGUUGAAUAUGACGAUGUGGAAUGGCAUAGAAGAGAAUGGAUCAGUGUGUACAAAGAAGGCCUUUUUCACCUAUUUCUUGUUGAACAAGGAUUGUCCUGGGGCGAUCGCACCGAUCCUUUCGCAACGUCACAGGCUCAAGUGUUAUGGCCUGCACUUACAUUUGUUGCGAUGGUUUCCACCGUAGACGUUCCACUCCACUUACAGCCAAUAGAAUUUUUAUUUGAUAAAGAACUAGCCUUUAGAGAUUACAAGCAGCUGAAGCAAUACAAGGAUUGGGAUCCGACUAUUCCUGGCGUGAAAGAGUAUCCCGAGGUGAAGGCGGCCGUUAGAUGUUGGCACGAGCAGCAAGACGGACAAAGGAUUUUGCUUACUACACCAAGCGUCUUGGUUGGAUAUCGAGUGGAGGUUUAUCGAGCGGAAGGAACAACCCAGUGGUACACGGCUGUAAUAAUCGGAUAUAACGAAGCAACUCGUGUGAGUAUUUUUUAGUGCACUU
Photinus pyralis (common eastern firefly) is the source of this 534-nucleotide messenger RNA. Its product is annotated as probable JmjC domain-containing histone demethylation protein 2C. The record is from RefSeq and is a predicted model, not a curated record. Bases 207 to 527 code for a protein of 106 amino acids. The transcript is spliced from 3 exons. NCBI's taxonomy places the organism in Eukaryota, Metazoa, Arthropoda, Insecta, Coleoptera, Lampyridae.